Molecule: messenger RNA, 1935 nt
Organism: Sebastes umbrosus (honeycomb rockfish)
Lineage: Eukaryota; Metazoa; Chordata; Actinopteri; Perciformes; Sebastidae
Gene: bud13
Product: BUD13 homolog
Biological process (GO): mRNA splicing, via spliceosome
Cellular component (GO): U2-type spliceosomal complex; RES complex
Molecular function (GO): RNA binding
Source: RefSeq, a predicted model, not a curated record
UGCAAUGCAAAAACGAUCCCUCCUCUGAAUUGGCGUUCUUGACCCUCGGUGCUCUCCGUAGUUUCCGAUAACACAAGCAAAGAUGGCCGCUUCAACUGGCAGCAGUAAGGGAUCAGAGCUUUCUAAAGCUGAGUAUCUAAAACGUUAUUUAUCCGCUGACGAAGACGCCAAGAAGUCAAAGGGGAAGCUUAAAAAGAAACGUCGUAAGGUUCCUGAGAAAGGACUUACGAUAGUAGACGAUGACAUAGACUGGAAACAGAUGGCCGUAGAGGAAAAGGAGGAUGAAGAGGACGAAGAGGAAGCUCCAGUGAUUGCUGAGAUGAUUGAUGAUCGACCAGACGAAGUGAAACAGCUGGAAGCUUUCAGAACCAGCAAUAGAUGGAAAGUGAUCGGAGCUGAUGAAAAUGAAGACGAAGGAGAAGGGGAAGAAGGGGAAGGAGGAGAAGGAGGAGAGUAUCAACAUCCAGAGUCUGUGGCAUCAAGCAGGAGUCGCCAUGACUCUCCAGACACAUCCCCCCGAAGAAAAGAACGUCAUGACUCCCCAGACAUAUCCCCUCCCAGAAGAGGUCACCAUGACUCCCCAGACAUAUCCCCUCCUCGAAGAGGUCGCCAUGACUCUCCAGACUUGUCACCUUCUAGGCAACGGUCAGGGAAAUCGGGGAAGGCACAAAGUAAAGAUUCAUCCCCCGUCAGAAGAAAGCCCGUCUCAUCGUCAUCAAGUAAAAAACGUUCACCUGAUCCUCAUCGGUCACCACUGGCAAAGAGGGCUCCGAACAGGCACGAUUCAGAUUCCAACCAGUCACCUCCCCGAAAAAAGCCACUAAAGGGAGAAGCUUCAGACUCUGACCAAUCUCCUCCAAGGUGGCACUCAAAAACAAAACGAGGCUCUGAUUCUGACCAGUCGCCACCCAGGAGGCGGCCGCGGAGUGGAAGGGUCUCAGAUGAAGAUCUGUCACCACCUCGUAGGCCUGGCCAGUCACAGGAUCCAAGGAUGCUGUCUGGUGCGGCAGGUUUGGUUUCUGUAGAUGUUUUAAGGAAGGAGCAUGAGGAGAACCGACGCAGAGAAAGAAGGAACCAGCCACUGGAAGAUGAAUCCCGCAAUGCCCAGACGGUGUUCCGAGACAAAAGUGGUAAAAGAAGGGAUUUGGAUACGGAAAGAGAAGAAAAGAAGAGGAAAGCUGGAGAAAAAGCAGCAAAAGAUGAGAAAUACGCUCAGUGGGGGAAAGGGUUGGCCCAGGGCCAGAUGCAUCAGCAGAAACUUGAAGAUGCAGUGCAUGAAGCCCAGAAGCCACUAGCACGUCAACGUGAUGACGAGGAUCUUGACCGCAUGCUGAGAGAGCAGGAAAGGGAGGGAGAUCCGAUGGCUGCGAUGCUCAGACGGAAAAAGGACCGCAAUCCGAAGACACAAGACAAACCUCGAUAUAAAGGCCCACCACCACCUCCAAACCGCUUCAAUCUUCUACCAGGUUAUCGCUGGGAUGGAUGUGACAGGUCGAAUGGUUUUGAACAGAAACGCUACACGCGAAUUGCUGAUAAAAAGGCCGGCCAAGAGGCAGCCUAUAAAUGGAGUGUGGAGGACAUGUAAUGGCAAUCGGAAACUGAUGGAUCGGGAGCGGAUUGAAGAGCAGGAUGGCUAAUCCAUAGAAUUAGACAGAAGACGGAAUAUCUAAUCCAUGCUGUUAAAACAACUGCAGAGAAGACACAUCUACUCAACAGAACUGACUUUUUGAAAUUACAUUUUGAGAACGAUUUUGUUCACUUUUCAAAGCUGUCUGAUACUGAACAAUGGAUGUCAGAUUUUAACAAAGUGAUAGACCACAAAAAUAAGUGUACAUAGCAGUGAAGUGACAGCAUCUGUAUUAUUUUGUAAUAAUUGAGUCAAUGUGAAGCCAAAACAGAUGUUUUUCACUGUUUUAUUAAAUAAUGUUUUUGUAA